Molecule: messenger RNA, 2487 nt
Organism: Ogataea parapolymorpha DL-1
Lineage: Eukaryota; Fungi; Ascomycota; Pichiomycetes; Pichiales; Pichiaceae
Product: checkpoint serine/threonine-protein kinase
Exons: 1
Coding region: 1-2487 (828 amino acids)
Biological process (GO): mitotic spindle assembly checkpoint signaling; protein phosphorylation
Molecular function (GO): protein kinase activity; ATP binding
Source: RefSeq, a predicted model, not a curated record
AUGAUUAAUGACGCGAUGAGCUCGCGUGUUAAUAGUGGAGGAUCAAUUAUUUCAGGCUCUUCGACUGAAUUCUCUCGUAUUGAAGCCGACAAGGAAAACAUACAGCCCUUAAAGCAAGGUCGUUCUGCCAAUAAUUUGGUAAAGGCCUUAUCUUUGAACAAGGAAACACGGAAGGAAGUUCUUGCUAGAGAAAGAGAUCAAUUUGAAGCUUCUUUAGAUCCUGCUCAGCUUGAAGACCUAGAUGAUCCGCUGGACCCUUACUUAAAAUAUUUGGACUGGAUCCAUACUAAUUAUCCUUCUGGGGCUAACACAGAAUCAGGACUAAUUCAGCUGCUGGAAAGAAUAACACAUGAUUUCAAAGACGACGAUUACUACAAAAACGAAGUGCGCUACUUCAAAGUUUGGUUGGAGUAUGUGAAGUUCAGCGAUAACCCGCGAGACAUAUUCCAUUAUCUUUACAAGAAAAAGAUUGGUCUAUCUCUUUCGCUUUUGUACGAGAGCUUUGCAAACUUCAUGGAGGUAGAACAAGACUUCAAAAAGGCGGAGGAACUAUACCAAGCAGGAAUUAAUGCCAAAGCCAGGCCACUCAAUAGGCUGAUCCGUGCAUACGAAAACUUCAAGAUCAGAAGAGCGCAAUCCUCCCAAGUCCAGAAGAGACAGGGAUUAAGUGUUUUGCAGAAUCCGUCUGGAGGAGGGUUGGAAAUGGCGGCAAAGUCAGUGCCCUCUCGCAGCUCUAAAGCUUUUGCUGUUUUUAAUGACUCUGAAUCAAAACCAUCAUCGGCCAAUGAUGGCAUAUGGCAGCAUCUUGAUACGAUAGACAAUUCGAGGAAGGAGAAUGUGAUACGCCCCACAUCUUGGUCGGGAGAAAAGCUUAUACAACAAAGGGUGCCCAAAGGGAAAGAGCCUAAUUUUGAGGUUUUUAGAGACGAUGAAUUGCGCUUUCCCGUCACUAAGAUUAUACACAACCCAGGCAAACGUACUGAGAAGUUUGAUUUCAAUUUUGAUUUAUUAUACCCUGACAAAGAGGAGGAGAGAAGUCUUAUGGAGGUACUGCUUCUCAGUCGUGGCGUGUACUAUUUAGCAAAGAAGCGAAAACCUGAGCGCACAUUGGAAACACCGUCUAAGAAACACACACUUUUAGUGGACGCUGAGAAUGAAACCAAAUUGCUUAAUUCGCCCACGCUUACAUUCUACUCACGCCAGUCCAUGAAAGAGGUUCUUCAGAUGCUCAAUCAACCGUUGAAAGAGACUAAAGUUAACGACGAAGAACCUCCUUUGGAUGAAGGACUAAGCGAUUUUGUUACGGAAACUAUUACCAAUCACACACCUGCUACGCCAAAAAAGUUGACGAAUGACGAUACCGGCGUAUUGAGCUCCCCGUUUGUGGAAGAGCCUCUUCACUCCGAGCCUGGAAAAGGGGAUGUUUUGAUCAAUCCCUUUGAUCACAAUCUGCAGAAAAAUCUAUUAUACAAGCAAUCAUCGCACUUCUCACAUUAUGACAAUUACCACCAGUCAACCACCAAGCGCGAAAAAUGCACUAUUCUAAGAAAUUUGCUGAAACCACAUGCUGCUCCAAUAAUGGGUAGUCGUCAGUUGAUGAUCGAAUUCGAAGGCGAAACGUUUUGUUUUACGAAACAGCUAGGAGUUUUGGAUAAAGCAGCCACAUAUUUGAGCGAGAAAUCAGACGGAUCAGCUGCAGCAAUAAAGGUUUGCUCACCUCCAGUAGAAUGGGAAUACUAUAUCCUCAAGCAGUUGGAAGUCAGAGCGCCGGGAACCUUCAUUAAAGUUAUUGAUUUCUAUAAAUUCGAGGACGAGUCAUACCUGAUCUUGCCAUACCUGAAACAUGGAACCCUCUUGGAUCUGAUUCAGCUGACAUCGCAAUCAAAAUCAAUCAAAUUGGAAGAAUCGAUGGUUAUUUACCUCACUGCACAGCUGCUAAAGCAAGUCUCUAUUCUGCAUUCAAUAAGUAUAGUCCACGCCAACCUCAAGGCAGAGAACUGCAUACUAAAUCUGACACCAAACACGAAGCCUAGCUACCACGACUUAAAGUUGAUUGAUUUUCAAAACUCAAUCGACUUAUCGCUGUUCCCUGAGAAUGUUCGUUUCUCUGCCCAAUUGUCAGCUAAUACCUAUCCUGCGGAUGAAAUGUGGAGUUCUUGGAGGCACGAGCCUGACUAUUAUGGACUGGCAAACAUCGUUCACAUGCUGUUAUUUGGCAGAGAAUUGGGAGUUCUGAAAACCAGUUCAAAUAAUAUCAAAAUACGUGAAAACAUGCCAAGCUACUGGCAGAGAGAAUUAUGGAACGAGCUUUUCAAAGUUCUCUUAAACUCACAAGAUCUCGAUUGCGACCAAGGAGCUCCUCUCAAAUUGCUAGCUGCCAAAUUCGAGAAUUGGGUUAAUCUCAACUGGUCAUCUUGUGGUCUCUCCAAACAACUGGCAAAGAUCACAGAUUUUUUGGACGACCAAAGGAAGAGGAAUAAAAUAUAA